GCUUUGCUUUUGGGCCAGCUGCAUAUAAACACAAGGGCCCCUUAUUGUAGACUUACAUCGCUCACAACCCUAACUCUCAGCCCUCAUAUCUUGUUCUUAACCAACCCCCAACUCGAUACAAUGGCUGGUCGCGGCAAGGGCAAGACCUCUGGCAAGAAGGCCGUGAGCCGCAGCGCCAAGGCUGGCCUGCAGUUCCCUGUGGGCCGCAUUGCGCGCUACCUGAAGAAGGGCAAGUACGCCGAGCGCAUCGGUGCCGGCGCGCCCGUGUACCUGGCCGCCGUGCUUGAGUACCUGACCGCUGAGGUGCUGGAGCUGGCCGGCAACGCCGCCCGCGACAACAAGAAGAACCGCAUCGUGCCCCGCCACAUCCAGCUGGCCAUCCGCAACGACGAGGAGCUGGGCAAGCUGCUGGGCGAGGUGACCAUCGCCUCGGGUGGCGUGCUGCCCAACAUCCACGCUGUGCUGCUGCCCAAGAAGAACAAGGGCGGCAAGGCCGAGGACGGCUCUGCCGCUGUGUAAGCGGGCUUACGCCUGGCUGUACACAUUUGUCUACAGCUCCGACACUGCUUCCCCAAACUCGGUGUUUAUCAACACCACCUUUCACUCGGGAUUCAGGGCGUGGAUUCGGGCACGGAGAUCGGGUGGGCCACAAGCCCACAACAGGUCGUGUCGAGUGGACACAAGCAAUGUGCAGCACGCACAGCAAGACUUGGCUAGCAGGAAACACGCCAGUACUUCCCGAGUCGUCGUACCGAGUGUGCCCGCGGCGUACACCUUUCCGGCUUUCCCAACCUGAUCCUGCCGCUGCCGUGGAGUACUGGCAGACACGUUUGGCGGUGGGUAGGAGAAGGCGCCUUCAGCCUACAUCCUGCGGGCGCCCUACCCUACCGAGUCGGUUGCCUGUUGUGAUGUUCGUAGUUGGAGCAGCGGGUCGUCCCGGCAACCCAUUACGAAGCGCCAGUAACCUAGUGACGCAGCUCAGACCGGCGGGCAGGCACCAGAUUUGCCCUGGCAGAACAUUGUCCGUGGUGAUGCCAGCAGAGGGGCGGACCGGCGGAGGGGUCGAUUGAAAGCGAAUAAGACUGAAACCAGGUACAGAGUACGGUAGCUGAGGCUGAAAGACAAGGCACAGGCAACCUGGAAGUUGAAGCGGGCAGGGCUGACAGCAGUUGUGACGGCCGGAGCGAACGUUAUUG
Messenger RNA from Chlamydomonas reinhardtii, 1196 nucleotides. RefSeq lists its product as uncharacterized. The transcript has a single exon. The coding region runs from base 121 to 519 and encodes 132 amino acids. The record is from RefSeq and is a predicted model, not a curated record. Gene Ontology annotation, molecular function: structural constituent of chromatin; DNA binding; protein heterodimerization activity. NCBI's taxonomy places the organism in Eukaryota, Viridiplantae, Chlorophyta, Chlorophyceae, Chlamydomonadales, Chlamydomonadaceae. Gene Ontology annotation, cellular component: nucleosome.